This is a messenger RNA of Hemicordylus capensis (graceful crag lizard), 9801 nucleotides long. Its product is annotated as zinc finger BED domain-containing protein 4-like. The transcript is spliced from 2 exons. The record is from RefSeq and is a predicted model, not a curated record. The coding region runs from base 7139 to 8470 and encodes 443 amino acids. NCBI's taxonomy places the organism in Eukaryota, Metazoa, Chordata, Lepidosauria, Squamata, Cordylidae.
UGGUGGAGCAACUGCUUCCCAAACGUCUCUGCUGAUUCUCCAGUGCUGGUUAAAAGCUUCGAGGACACCAGCUGGCCUUUCCCUUUUGGGCGCCUUCCGCAUCCUGCCAGGUGAGCCGUGAUGAUCACAAGGGGGCUUCUCUUCUCUUCUGUGCUGGGACCUGCUUCACCCAGUGGUGGGUUAGCAGGAAGGUGAUUCUCCAGGACACCAGCAACCAGCAGCCUCCUGGGCGCCUCCUGCCAGGUAAGGUGAGAUGACCUUAAGGGGCUUCUCUUCAGUGCUGGGACCUCCUUCAUCAAGAGGUAAGGCAUUCCCUUUGGGGGUUUCUUUAACGUUUCCGCUUCUAGCUGGACCCCUCUUAAGUGGGCCCGGAUGGAGGCACCUUGGAAAGUGGGGGCUCUUCUGUGGAGCAGGGGGAGAGGAAUGGCCCCUACCCCUGCCCCCAGCACAGACCCCCCCCUCCCAGGAUCUCCCUUGUGUCUUUUCUUGAUCACGCGGCCCUUGGGAAGAGGGAACCAUUUCAGGGUCCUCUUGUGCAGCACAGUUUGGGAAUCCCCCCUGCCAACUGGGCCAAGAGGCCCCUUUCAAAGUGGAGCUUCUCUUCUCCUCUGCAGGGGGAGCAACUGUCCCUGUCCAGCCCAGCAUCGCAUCCCUCCCCUUAGCGGUUGCUGAGGUCUUUUCGUGCAUGCACGUGCAGGAGAUGCGUGAGCUGUUUUGUGACCGGGAACCAUCUUCAAGCCGCCUCGUGGCACACACAGUUUGGGCUCCAUCCCUGCUGCUUCAUAAAGUAGAGGCUCUCUUCUAUUCAUCGGGCGAGGGAGGGGGAGCAACUGUCCCCUAAGCAACCCAGCCUGGCAGCCUUCUGGGGCUGCUGCUGCUCCGUUCUCUCUCCAGAGAGGCUUCGAUCUUCUCAUGCCUUUUGCAGUGCAGACCACUUGGCUGGAAAGCGGCAUAUCAUCAUCAGUGCUCGUCAGACCAGCUUUGUGGGGCUGUGAGGGUGCCUGGAAAAUGUGACGAGGCCGCUGGGUCCCCCCUUGCCGCUGGUGUGUGCUGGGCUGGGAGGAAGGCGUCCGGUCUCAAUGAGGUCUGUGGAGACGGUGCUGCUCAGGGGUCAGAGCAUCACAGGGAGGGGCCUUUUCAAGCAACCAGAGGGGCACCUUCGGUUUCAGGGAAGCUGGCUUGAAUGAGUGCUGAAGAAUGCCAGGGAGGAUCCUGCAGCUAGAAGCCCUAAAGGGAAAAGGAGUUGGAGAGGGUUCAGAAAAGCGAGAGACUGAAGGCCCAGUGGCAAGCCGUUCCCAUGAGAAGGAAAGAUGGGCGGCGUCUCCAGAAGCCUGUGUGGGUGCAGAGAAGAGGGCUCUCUGAGCCGCUGAGAAGCAAAAAGGACAGGAGGACCCUCGAACCCAGGAGCAAGAAUCCAAAUGAGGGCCUGGACCGGGAGGGAUGGUGGAAAGGGCUUCUGCAGAUACCAGCAGACUGCAAACCCCAGCACUGCUCUGCAGGAAGGCCGGAGCGACAUCCCCCUCGGGGGCAAUCCUACCCCUCUGGCUCUGGCCGUGGGCCUGACCUGAUGCCCCCCCCCCCGGGAGUUAACUGUCCAGGCUCAGAAGCAUCCCUGGAGGAGGAGGGGUGGUGGCAGCGCCCAGCCCCAGCAAGCCCCUCUCAACUGGGCUAAGUGAUGAACAGGGCCCAGUCCCCGCCCCCCCCGAUGCAGCUGCAGCUCCUCCUCUUACUCUGGGCCUGGAAUCCUCUUCUGUCUCUUUCUUCACAUGAUCGCUGCAUUCCUGGGCUUGCCUAAUCCAAAUAGAUGCCUUACAAGCUGCUGGAUUCAACUGCCGGAUGGUUUGGGUUGUGUUCCGUUGUGGACGGAUCAGUUCUGUGUGAUAGAGGCAUGCCCUUGUGGUCCUUCACUGCCGGAAUGUGGCUUCUCUCCCAGGGACAUCCGAGACUAGACAGGAUGGCAGAAGCGAAAACAACCCGUGAGAAGAACACCUGAAGAGCCCCAGGGUUGAACUGAAGGCCUAUAGACUGGAGGGGAACUGGCAUGUUCUGUAUUUGGGCAAUAGGCGAGGCUAUGGCAUGGUCCGUGUCCGUCUGCCACCCCCCCGUCCGCAUCUGUCCGUCUGUCUGCCCCCCUGUCUGUGUCUGCCCCCCCCCGUCCAUCUGUCCGCCCCCAUCGGUCCAUCGGUCCACCACCCCCAUCCGCCCCCCCAUCAGCCUGCGGAUGAUGCCGCCAUCCAAAUCCCUGGCCGACCUCACUCUUUGGUUUAGAAGCAGGUGGGUCCCUUUGGGAGGAGGAGGAAGGCGCUGCUCGUCGCUCUUCAGAGCCAGUGUCCAAGUCCAAGGGGUCUCUCUCCAAAGAGGCCCAGGAGAAUCCUUUGGCCACGGAGGAGGAUUCACGGCAUCCCCGGAGCCUUGGGGUGGUCCAAGCUCAGGGCCAAAAGGCUGCCAGCCCCAGAGCUCCCCCCCUGCUUCUCCCCAUGGCUCUGAGAGCCUCCAGGGCUCAGUUUCCCGGAGGGUCUGAAAGGAGGCCUCCACGAGACCAGCUCUGCCUGGGAACCAGCCGUCGGCCAGGGAGGUGCUUGUGGGGCUCAUCGGGGCCAGGAUGUGCAACCCCUCCCUGGGAAGGAGUCUCCCAGUGGUGGUGGGAGGAGACCCUCCCUAGCCCCAUGGCAGCUUGAGGAUUGGCUGUCGGUAAAACAGCCCUGCAGGCUGGCUUACAAAUACUAAUUCCCAAGACUACUCACACUGCUAAUGCUAUUACAAGUCAUCCCUGAUAAUACCACGAUACUAAAAUUAAUAAUACGGAUAAUACCACCCAACAUUCUCAGCGGGGGGCCCUCAUCCAUGCUGCUCCCUUUCUCCCUCCAUGGAGACCUUUUCCUGGAAAGGAGGCGAUUUCUCCAUCCUCCCCAAGAGGCUGGAUGAUGGAUCCCCGUUGCUGGUGCAAGAGAAGGUGAGGGUGAGUGGAAUCCUGCAACCCCCCAGGAGGAAGAUCGAAGGGGGCAACUCCAGAGCGGAGUCACUCGGAAACGCGGAAGGUCUUAAUGCUCCCUCUGCCAAGGACCUGCCGAGCUGCUGAACCUGGGUAAGCUGCAGUCUUCGUUCGUUCCAGGUCUCGCAUUUUUGUCUUCGAAUUCCCGAAUGUCCUUGGAUCUUCAUUGAUUUGUCUUCUAGAUUUUCUGUUUCUAAACUACGCGUGCCUCUUAUUUUUCUAUAUAUUGUCCUUAUUUCAAUUGAUCAUUCCUUCUAGAUUUUCUCUCUCCAAACCACCGUUCGUUAAAGCACCCCAGGAAUACAGCUUGUUGGUCUCUCCCCGCUUCUGCCCUGGUCUCUCCCAGUCUCAGCAGAGAUCUCCGGAGAUCUUCUUCUCACUGGCCAAACCUCCUAUUGCUGCCUGAAAGACCCCCUGAGCAGCCUCCUCCUUCCUAUAGUGCCUUUGCAAGGUUCUGGCCUACUGCUGGGCCCACCGUUGCCAGGAUCCUGACCUCUGCCUCUGCCUCGCUCUCCUGGUCUUUAUUCUCUCUCUCCAUCCUCCCAGCCAAGAAGAGACUCCCUCUGAGCGCACCACAAAGGAAGGACCCCAUCUGGCACCAGCCUCUCCCGAGGAGGGGGGCCUCAGCCAGGUAACCCCCCAGCCAGACUAGGACCCAUCCAUCAUCUCCCUUGCUGGGUGGCUGCUGGAACUGGGUGCCCCGUUCAGGGCAGGAAGAGCCUAGAGAGUAGGGAUGUGCAUUUCGUUUCGGGCACAGAUUGUUCUGUGCCCGAAACAACGAAUUUCGGGUGAUUCGGAGCCGAUCCGAAUCACCCAUGAGGACCUCCGAAAUGUUCUGUGCCCGAUCCGAAUCACCCCAAUUUCGUGGAAAAAAAUUCGGGUGAUUCGGACCUCCGUGGGCAUGUCUGCAGCCUCCAUUUUGUGGCUGCAGAAUUGCCUUCUUCUUUUCCCUCCAUUUUCAUUCUGACAGCUCUUUGAAUUUCCCGCCUUUUUUUCUCCAUUGACUUCAAUGCAAAAAAAUUUUCCCAUUCACCUCCAUUGAAAAUAAAAGUUCCUACCUGCAGAGGAAAAUGACCAAAUAAGGUUUGGAUAGUAAAUCACACCCUCCCAUUGGCCAGGUACAGGUGGAGGUAGGGUCAAGGGUGGGGGUGAUUUUUGGAGGGCUUUGCAGGAGGGUAUUUAAGGGGCCACCAGUAGCCAUUUUCUUCCUUUCUGCUGCCUUGCGUGGGAGAAGAGACACAAGAGAGAGAUCUGCUGCCUUGCUUAGUAAGUCUUGCCUCCAUUUUGAUUUUGGAUUUUUGUGGGUGCUGUUUUUCUGCAUUUACGCCAGUGCUCUGCCUUGUUGGUUGGUUUUCUGCGUUAUUUAAGCAAUUUUUAAAAUAAAGAGAGAAGAGGGUGGAAUUUUUUUUUAAAGAAACCUCUGCCUUGCAGAGGUUUCCCACUGCUCAUUUUUAAAUCCUUGUUGGGGCUAGAAGAGGGGGAGAAUUUUUUUUUUUUUUAAAGGAAACCUCUUCCUUUCAGGGGCAAACCACUUUUCAAUUUUUAAUCCAUUUUUGGAUUAAAAGAGGGUGAGAUUUUUUUUUUUUUAAAAAGAAACCUCUGCCUUGCAGAGGCAAACCCUCUGCUCAUUUUUUAAUCCUUGUUGGGGCUAGAAGAGGGGGAGAAUUUUUUUAAGGAAAGGAAACCUCUUCCUUGCAGAGCAAACCUCUUCCCAUUUUUUAAAAUCCUUUUUUGGAUUAAAAGAGGGUGAGAUUUUUUUAAAAAAAGAAACCUCUGCCUUGCAGAGGCAAACCCUCUGCUCAUUUUUUAAUCAUUGUUGGGGCUAGAAGAGGGGGAGAUUUUUUUAAAGGAAAGGAUUGGAAACCUCUUCCUUGCAGAGCAAACCUCCUCUUCCCAUUUUUUUAAAUCCUUUUUUGUGAAGAGAAGAGGAAUAGAUUUUAGAUUUUUAAAAAAAACAUCUGACUGCCUGCAAGCAUUGCCAGCCUGCAGCCCUUGGUGGGAAAGGAGGGGUUUUUUUUCUCCUUUUGAAUCCCCCCACCCUAUUUUUUGCCAAACCACUUUUUUGGGCAAUUUUUUUCUGCGGAGAGUCACUGCUGCCUGUGCCUGCCUGCCUGCCUGCCUGCCUGCACUCCAGGCCCGCCUGUGUGACCAGCCACCAGACCAGACCCUCAGAGGUGGACGCCAGAGACCCUGCGUUGGAGAAGCCUACACCUGAGUGAGAUUGGCCCAGCCAUUUAUAUUUUACACACGCACACAACACACAGACACACGCACGUCACACACGGCGUUCUAAUCUGUAGUGUUCCGUUCUUUAACUGUGCGUUUGGGGUUUAUUAAUUUUUCCCUGUUUUUAGGUUUUGGGGGUUUUCACUUUUCUCUAUAAGUGUUGUGUGAUAGUUGUAAGAUUGGGUUUUAAAUAAAUAGUGUUUUAAAUAAAUAGGGUUUUAAAUAACUAGGGUUUGUGUGUAACCUUCCCCGGUAGCUAGCUAUUAGGAGGAGGUUCAACUGUAGAGUAGCAGUAGACUGUAAGAGUGGCCUGGCCUAGUAGUGCUGCAACUUUAUAUUUCUGUUGCUGCUUUUGUGUAUUUUGCAGAAAUAUUUUUUAAGGGCCUAGUCUGCCCACAGUUACUUUUCCAUCUUGUUUGCCUGUGUAAUUGACACAGAGAUAAUUUUUUGAAACAUUUUUGUAACUGUGUGUUACUUUCAGACCACAGAGAGAGUAACUUUCCCCUGUGGUGGAGUGCGUUCGAUACAUUAGUAACAACAGCACAAGUUACUUGCAACAAAUAAAUUCUCCAGUCUAUUCCAUUCAAAGUGACCAACAGUCAGAGAAAGAUAAUACAACUAAACUUACUUUCACUUCUACUGACUAAGUGCACUGCACACUGUGUGCGCAAGGCUCCAGCCUUAAAUAACUCCUCCUGCACCUGUGCACAGCACAGCAGCUGAGCUAGUAUCUUAAUUUUUAAUUUUUAUAUUUUUUUGUUGCACAUCCUGCUUCUGUUGUAUCGCGCAUCAAGUAACUCCCACUGUCUCCCAGUCCCUCUGUGACUGACUGACUGUGUCGUGUGAUACACAUUCAUUGCACGGCGUAAGCAACUUCUGACUGGGAUCUUGCAGCAACAGCAUUUGUGCCAACAACAACAAGCCUUAAGCAAGGAGGCAUUGUAAAGUCACCGGCACCGCAGCACAUCCACUGUUUUUCUGGCCCUCUAGUAUACCUGCUGCCCCCUGAGACAACUACCUCUUCUUCACAUUUUGAAAUUUUUAAAAAAGAUUUAAAAAGCAAUGGUUGGGAGGACAGCAGGAAAAGGGAGGGCACAAGUAAGUGGGAGGCUUGUCUUCCCUACAGCUGGUCGUGGCAGGGGGCGGCAAGAGGGGCCUACUCCCCAAGUCACCCCCGGCCCUGCUUCGGCGCGCAGGCUUGACUUCUUCUCGGGUCAGCCUGGCCCUAUGCCAGGGCCUGCGGCCAGGCAGGAUUUAGGGGGGGGGGGCCUCCCAGAUUGCCAGGGAAGAAGAUCUUCCUGUGGCAGCUGAGGAGGUGGUGCUAGUGGAGGAGGUUGGGUUAGGGUUGGCAGUCCAGCCAGAUCCACCUUGCGGACCCCCCAAACGGUCACUAUGGGGGUUGGUGGGGGGCUCAGUCUGGCAUCUGAGGGGGCUCAGGAGGAGGGAAGAUCUUCUCCUGCCCCUGGGCCUUCCCAUGCCAGCGCUGAGGGCAUCGGUGGUGGUAUGCCCGAGAAGGAACCAGCAAAAGUUCCACCAACAAAGCGACCUCGUGUCGCUGGGGAGUCUGGCAGUGUGGUCUGGGAUCACUUUGAGCUUAGCUGUGUGCACCCACUGCAAGGCACUGGUCAGCAGAGGCAAGGACCCUAUGCACUUCACAACCUCGGGGCUGUGGUCGCACAUGCGUCAGCGCGCGGCACCCAGGUGUGGAGACCUCUUCUGGCACUGGCAGUAGGCCCGGUGCCUCACCUGGUAGCAGAAGCAGUAGUAGUGGCGGCAGCAGCAGCAGCAAGCGGCCAGCGGCUCCUGCCCACAGGCAGGAAAAGCUGACCGAUCAUCAGUGGGUGCAAUCUCUUGGGAAGCGGUCUGAUCGUCCAAAGCCUCAUCUCGUGACUCGGGCCAUUGGUGAGAUGAUCGCUCUUGAUGACCAGCCGUUCUCCAUUGUCGACAAUGUCGGCUUCCGGCGUCUGCUCCAGCUGCUUUCUCCGGAGUACAAGAUCCCCUCAAGGACCACUUUCAGCAGGAGGGUGGUCCCCUCCCUGUACCGUGCGUGCAGCUGGGCCAAACACCAGUGUGCAUUUCACUGCAGAUAUCUGGACUAGCCGCAGUGGGCUGCACACUGCCUUCAUGUCCCUGACAGCCCAUUGGUGGGGGCAUGGGGGUGAGGGGACAUCUGGCGCUGCUGGUGCUGUAUCCAGCUCCUCCCAUGCAUGCACGCCUUCUUGGGCAGUGUUGCAUGUGGAGGCGAUGGACACAGACAACACUUCAGAUGAGUUGGCUGCCGUCAUGGAGCGGCAGGUGGGGGCGUGGCUGGCCGGGGAGCCAACCCUCCGCCGGGGCUUCAUGGUGACGGACAACGCAGCCAACAUCACCAAGGCUGCUAGGCGGGUUUACGGUGUGAACAUCGCUUGCGCUGCGCACACCUUGAACCUCGUAGUGAAGGGUGUGCUUGGCCUCAAGGAGGCGCCGAAGAAGGCCAAGGAGCACCAGCGUGUUCGGGGCUCUUCUAGUAGUUUAGGUCAGGAUCCUGCUGCUCCCGUGGCCGCCCUGGUGGAGCGUUGCCGCCAGGUAGCGGGCCACUUCCACCGGAGUGAAAAGGCAAGGCGCCAGCUCAAGGCCAGACAGAUCGAGCUGGGCCUGCCCGAACACCAAAUCCCCCAGGAUGUUCCUACCCGGUGGAACUCCACCUUUCUCUUGCUCCGGCGCAUGCAUGAGCAAGAGGGAGCACUCAACAGCCUGGGGACGCGUGGUUGCUUGGAUCUGUGCAAGUCUCUCUAUGAUGACUGGCCGGUGAUCCGCGAGCUGGUCUUAGUACUAGAGCCAUUCUAUUCUGCUACGAACGACUUGUGUACUCAGACCGCCACGCUGAGCCUGGCUUUGCCCACUGCUAUUCUCCUGGAGAAGGCAAUGAGCAAUCUCCAGACCACUCUGACCACUGGGGUUGCGAUUGCCCUGGCAGGUCGGUUGAGGACUGGGGUAGUUGAGCGGCUCAAGACACCAUGGGCCGCAUCUGCAUGGCAUGUCCUGGCAUGCAUUUGUGACCCAAGGAUGAAGGGCAGCGCUGUGCCUCCUGGCGAGCUGCCCAGGUGGAGGGGCCUCCUGGUUGAACACGUGAAGCGUGAAGAGGAAAGGAGGCUAGGGAUAGGAUUGAUUCAUUCCCAUACUCGUCAUAGUAAUAAAGGAGAGAGUGAGAGAAAAGUGAGAGUGUUAGGGUCAUUUAGAGUUGAGAGUACUAUAUGUUGCAUGAAUGAAUGAAUCAAUCUAGCACUCUGCUGCACCCAAGAAAACCCUCAGAAAUUCACAAAAAAUCAGCCCUUUGUCUGAUCCCCCUGAAAUUGGGGUGGCAGCCUACACCCAUUAGGCACUACCACCCCACCCCACUCUUUUGGGGCAGAUACACUUUCUGCCCCCCCAUCUGCCCCAAAGACACAAAAACUUCAAAAAAAUCACAAAAAAUCAGCCCUUUGUCCCAUCCCCCUGAAAUUUGGGUGGUAGCCUACACCCAUUAGGCACUACCACCCCACCCCACUCUUUUGGCUCCAGGGUCCUUUUUGCUGAUCCGAAUCGAUUCGGAUUCGGAUUAAAUCCGAAUCCGAAACGAAUCGGGGGUGAUUCGGGUCAGCAAAAUUCGGAUACAGAACAGAACAAAGGUGAUUCGGCUCAGGUCCCGAGCCGAAUCACCAAAAACCCGAAAUGCACACCCCUACUAGAGAGGGCAACCCCCAGCGGACCCCCAUCUCCUUUCCAGAGCCUCAAGGAAAGGGUGGGGAAGAAAGGAUAGUGGCAAACGCCUCCUGGGUUCAAGGCAGGGCCCCAAUCCGGUGGCAGGGAGCAGGUGGGACUUGAGCCUGAGUUUGGAGCCGGGGGUGCUGCUGCUGCUGCUGCUGCUGCUGCCCCAAAGAAGGGGAGGCAUUGCCCCACCGUGAACAACUGCAUCACCCCAGGAGUGGAAGCCACACCGUGACCCACAUCGAUGGGGGUCCCAGUGAGGCAGCCAGAGCUCCAUUAAAACUAGCUUCCGAAGCUGCAGCCCAAGGCUUCCCCCAUUUCCUCUUGGUCCUGAGACUGGGCCCAAAACUGCUCCUUUAGUGGUGGGGCUGUGUCUACUCCCAGGAGGGUGCAAGGAACCCUCUUGGGCCCCACAGUGGACCGUGGGCUGCAUCCUCAGCCCGUAGGGCCAACCAGGGGGGCAGAGAGCACGCCAAUAAGAGCGCCCCCCCCGGUUGGCCUCCCGCAGGGACACCUCGGCAUCCGCUGACCCGCCCAGGCGACAGUGUGGGAUCAGCCGGCCGCCAUUCGGGGCCGAGUAGGAAUUUUUCCCGUCCACCCCGAUUGGCCGGGAGGUGGAUGGUUUUUCGCCUACUCUGCACUGUCCCACUGGGAGGGACUUUUGGCCGGGCCCGGCUUAGGAGCGGUGCCACUAAAUAGUGUAGCCCCUUGGUCACCAUGGCAGGUAGGGGCGGUGGUUGGGGGGGGUCCAGUCUCUUGCCCCCCCCAGCCAGGGGUGGCAGCUGCACGGAGGCUUUGCCCCAGUGCAGGCCUCUGCUCAAGUGCAUUAAUAAAGUUGUGGCCCUAGUUGGAACCCA